Messenger RNA from Vicia villosa (hairy vetch), 743 nucleotides. RefSeq lists its product as uncharacterized. The record is from RefSeq and is a predicted model, not a curated record. The coding region runs from base 198 to 743 and encodes 181 amino acids. Lineage: Eukaryota; Viridiplantae; Streptophyta; Magnoliopsida; Fabales; Fabaceae. The transcript has 6 exons.
CUCCUAUAAAACCCACAGUUAAGGGUAAAGGGAUUUUACAGGAGGAGGAGUCCGUUGCAUCACUAAAAGAGGCAUCCGCUCGAGAGUCACAACAAGUGACGCAGCAAGUUCGUACCGUACCACCCACUGGUCCUCCGAAGCCAGCGGGAAAAAAAGGCGGUGCUUUUGUGCCUCGGUACCGGUCGACGCUCGCAACAAUGGUUGAUAUGUCCGAUUUGACGGAUGGUGCUGCACGUGAAAUCGUUAUGGAUGAGAGUGUCUUCGGUAUUGAAUUCAAGUCACUUAUUACACUUGAUGACUUGGAGGAGAUUUUUAAGCAUGAUCAACUAGGCGUCAAUAACAUGCACUCAUACAUUCGGUUGUUGUAUGACAGAGUGUUGCGCGGGACUCCGUUGUCUAACAGAUUCCGUUUCGUGUCUUCCGCCCACUGCAGCGGAAUGGCAAUUGAUUCGGAACCGGAAUCAGUUAGACAGUGCUUAGUAGAUAGAUUCAUGUCCACCGGCAAUACAGAAUGUCUGCAUCUUUGGGCGUAUAAUACUCGACCAGUAGGAGCACACUGGUUGCUGCUUGCUAUCAACCCUAUAAGGGAAGUCGUGUAUUAUCUGAAUUCGGUAAAUGGUGAAUGGACCAAUUAUCCGGCCAUGAAGGACAUCGUUGAUUUAUCAAUACAAGUGUUCCGAAGUCAACGGGACGCACAGGUAUCCCGAACUAAAUCUAGCAACAUUACUUGGAUCCAAAUAUAA